UGAAAAAAAAAAAAAUAGUCUGUGGACGAUAGUUUGUCUCUGCGCGACAGCAUGAAGGCUGAAGCGUCCAUAGAAGCGUCAUUCGUCAAUGUGUUCGCAAUUACUACGACAUAGAAUCCCUGAAUAAAUAAUAUAAAAUGGAAAUUCCAGUGGAAGUGAAGACGGAGUUGAACUCAUUAAUUUAUCAGUAUCUUCAAGGAGUCGACAAAUCACUUGCACAAGAGUUUUUCAAGAAGACUAAAGCGAAACCACGAGGGAAGAAAUCGCCCACCCUUAUUGACAUAAUUUCGAAACAAUUGAACAAGCAACCAACUAAAGCAGCCGAGAGUGAUUCUAGUGACAAUGAUGAGAAUGAAGCACCUAAAAAAACUGUCCAAAUGAAUGGCAAAAGUCCUGCCCCCAAGAAAAAGCAGGAAUCAUCAGACUCUGACAGCUCUGAAGAUGAAAAACCUAAACAAGUGAAAAAAAGUAUGCCUCCCGCUCAAACUAAAAAGUCAAAUGCAUCAUCUGAUGAUAGUGACAGUAGUGAGGAUAAUGCCACAUCAAAGCCAAAAAAACAGCCAAUAAAGCCACAAGUAUCAGCGUCAGCAAAAUUGCAAAAAAAACAGGAAUCAUCAGAAGAUAGUAGUGACGAUGAGCCUAAGAAAAAGAUACCACCCACACAUAAACAACAAUCAAAACCAACACCUGCAAAGAAAGCAGAGUCUUCAGAUACUGAUAGCAGUGAAGAUGAGAAACCAAAACCUAUGCAAAAACAGGGCAAAAAAGAAGCUACACUAGCCAAACCAGCUCCAAAGCCAGUUGAAAAGAAGAAACAGGAAUCGUCUUCUGAUGACAGUAGUGAUGAAGAAACUAAAGUACCACCUAAAGGUACUGUCAAGCCUAUAAGUACUCCAGCAAAAGCUCCAAUGGUAAAAAAACAAGAAUCUUCAUCAGAUAGUGACAGUAGUGAGGAAGAAAACAAAAUAAAAAAUAAAGCCACACCAAUUAAACCCCAAACUAAAGUAGCAGCCCUUAAUACUAAAAAACCAGCAUCAUCAUCAGAGGAAAGCAGUGAGGAUGAAAAACCAAAAAAAAAUGCUAAGCCAACUCCUAGCAAACAGACUACAGCUAAACCGGCUUCAGCCAAAAAACAAGAAUCUGACGAUAGUGACGAAAGCAGUGAUGAUGAUAAUAAAGUACCGCAAAAACCUGUGCCUAAGCCUCAGGCUACGCCCGCUAAAUCUAUUUCAAAAGUUUCUGCUAAGAAAGAUUCUUCCUCUGAAGAUAGUGAUGACAGUAGUGAAGAUGAAAAACCAAAGGUACCACAAAAAACUGCUGCUAAACCGCAGACUCCAGUUCAAGUCAAGAAACCAAGCAAGAAGGAGUCCUCUGAUGAUAGUGACGAUAGCAGUGAUGAUGAAACUCCGAAAGUACCACCAAAACUCCCACAAGGUAAAGCAACCAAAUCAGGCCCAAUUAAACCGCAAGAAUCUUCUGAUGAAGAUUCAAGUGAUGAAGAUGGACCAAAACAAAAGCCUAUCCCGAAGCAACAACUAGGAAAAAAUGCAAAAUCUUCUGAUGAUAGCGAUGACAGUGAAGACGAACCUCCAACCAAAGUUAAAAAAACUAAGAAUGCUGAUGAACAGACAUCUGAAAAUAGUUUCCAAGCAGGCAAAAAACGAAAGGCGUCUGGAGAUGAACCUGUUCCUGCCAAAAAACCAUACAAUAAUUUUGUUAAAGAAGGCGAAAGCCAAGAAGGUGAAGAUAAUGACGAUGAAUCUGAAGGCAACAAAUUUGGCGGUUGGAAUAAUAGAGGAAGGGGUGGUUUCAAUCGCGGUCGUGGAUUCAACGACAGGGGAAGAGGUGGACAGAGAGGUCGCGGUGGAUUCGGCGACCGCGGUGGCCGUGGAGGAAGAGGCGGGCGGGGCGGAUUCGGAGAUAGAGGCGGGCAUGGAGGAUUCGGGGAUAGGGGCGGUCGGGGGUUCAAUAGAGGGCGCGGUGGAGACCGCGGGGGGCGCGGCGGAGACCGUGGUGGCCGUGGUGGCCGUGGCGAUAGACAUUCCUGGGGUGGCGAUAGAGGAGGGUUUAAUAAGGGUGGAUUCAAUGACAGAAAAAGCUUUGAAGGAGGAGAUAAUUCUAAAAAUAAGAAAAUAGUAUUUGAUUAAGUAGAGUGGAGCUCGUGGAUCAUGGGGUGAACGUGCCAGCCAAGACUUGAAACACACAAGAGGCAAGUCGUUCAAGCAUGAGAAGACUAAGAAGAAGAGGGGAUCGUACCGCGGAGGAGCCAUUGAUACGGGUGUACAUUCAAUUAAAUUUGACGAUUAAAUUAGUUUCAAUAUAUAUUAAUGUACCUACUUUGAAUAAUUCAAUUUUGAAUUGUUCUAUGGAAUAUAUAAUCAAGUCCACUCUUGAGACAUCAUUGCAUUGGUGUUUAUGAGAAUAUAAUAAUGAAUGGGACAUAAACAUAUGAAGGCUGUAGAUAGGCAAAUUUUUAAUAUUGGCUAUGCCCAUAAGAAGAUACUAAGGUAUUGACUGAACCACACUGAACACAAGUUGUUUUCUGAAAUACAUAUAAUGAAACUCGAAUGAUUAUUUUCCAAAUUAUAUUUUUUUAUUAUAAUUAGUAUAAGCUUAUGCUAUUCUCAACAACCAAUGUUUUUCUCUGCAAAUUAUAAUAGUCUAACUAACAUAAGAAAACAAAAUGAAGUGUUAGGGUAAAAAAAUAUUUUUUAUUUUUCUUGGAAUAGACAUGAAUCUGAUUGCAAAUCUAGAUUUCUUUAUCAUACUGGAAACAAAAGAAUUGUAAAUACCAGACAACAUUAUCUUAUUAUUGUUUGACUGCUUUUUGCAAUCUCUUGAAAAGAUUAUGAAGGAAUUAUAUUACAUCUUUUAACCCUAACUUAUAAGGUUUAUUGUGCUUGAUAUACAUCUGCAGCUUUACGUUUUAUUGAUAGUUUCAUUUAUUUUAUGUUUUUAAGGAUAUUUGUGUAAAUAAGUUGAAUGAUUCUAGGAGGUAUUUCAUUGACUAUUGUAUAUAAUUGAUAAGUACUAUGGUACUUUUAUGUAUUAGUGUGUUUAUAAGCCGACUAAUUUGUUAAUUGAAAUAGUUAAGUCUACCUUUUAAUAUAAUUUCGUAAAAACA
This is a messenger RNA of Manduca sexta (tobacco hornworm), 3124 nucleotides long. Its product is annotated as nucleolar protein dao-5. Gene Ontology annotation, cellular component: nucleolus; nucleoplasm. The record is from RefSeq and is a predicted model, not a curated record. The coding region runs from base 138 to 2147 and encodes 669 amino acids. NCBI's taxonomy places the organism in Eukaryota, Metazoa, Arthropoda, Insecta, Lepidoptera, Sphingidae. The transcript has 7 exons.